GCACACAGGAGCCAAGUUGAGAGAAGACAGUCCCUGCUAAAGUCGCGCACCAUGGACCUUUUGCAUAGUGCAGGGGUGCAGGCCACCAGCUACCUCCAAGAGAACUUCCUCGACUUCCAGGAGUGGUUUAUCUUCAUCUCCACAGUCGCUGACCUCAGAACAACUUUUUUUGUCUUCUUCCCCAUCUGGUUCCAGCUAAGGGAAGCUGUGGCAAUCCGGCUCAUCUGGGUAGCUGUGAUCGGUGAUUGGCUCAACCUUGUUUUCAAGUGGAUCCUUUUUGGAGAGAGACCCUACUGGUGGGUACAUGAAACAGACUUCUAUGGCACCUCAACACUCCCUGUGAUCAAGCAAUUUCCCAUCACAUGUGAGACUGGCCCAGGUAGCCCUUCCGGUCAUGCCAUGGGGUCUUCUGGAGUCUACUACAUCAUGGUGACUGCAUUGGUAUCACACUUUUUGCCACUGCAGCAGAAAACCUUGACUGCUAGGUGUCUGCGUGGCCUCCUCUGGACUGGAUUCUGGGUUGUGCAGGUCUGUGUCUGCUUAUCCCGAGUCUUCCUAGCUGCCCACUUCCCACAUCAGGUGAUUGCAGGCAUCAUCUCAGGGAUGAUGGUGGCAGAGGUGUUUAAGCAUAUUGACUUCAUCUACAAUGCCAGCCUGUGGCAAUACAUGAGGACCACCUUCUUCCUCUUUGUCUUCACCCUGGGCUUUUAUCUGCUGCUCAAGGUGCUUGGUGUGGACCUCCUGUGGACACUGGAGAAGGCACACAGAUGGUGUGAGCGGCCGGAGUGGGUUCAUAUUGACACAACACCCUUUGCCAGUCUGCUUCGCAACCUGGGCAUCCUGUUUGGACUGGGGCUAGGCCUCAACUCCCCAAUGUAUACAGAGAGCCGCAAAGUGAAACAAAGCCAACGGCUGACCUUCCGCCUCAGCUGCAUCUUUGCCUCACUGUUCAUCCUACACCUCUUUGAUUCCUUGGAACUGCCUACCGACAGAGAGAUCCUCUUCUACAUCCUUUCCUUCAGUAAGAACACCUGCACUCAUAUCUGUGCAGUAGCCCUGAUCCCUUAUUGCAUCUCCUGGCUGCUUCAGCAAACAGAAGAAAGAUAGAACCCAGAAAGUUUGGAAUAAGAAGUACAGUACUUGGGAUUUGGCUCUUCAACCAUCAGGACCUGGACCGAAAGGUUUAUUAACCAAGAAAAUACUAUUUUUGAGGAGAUUGAAUGCCACCUCCCCUUCCACACACUGAUCACCAGAUUUGGGCCAGGAAGGCAGCAAGGGACAGUAAGGCUCUCCUAGCCUAGGAAGUGGAAGGUGGCUGGCAUUUGGACAACUUCCAAAAUGUGGGGGGUACAGAAUGGAACACAGGGUGGUUGAACUACCUCGUUUGUUUUAAAGCAAGUUACAUCCAUUUUUGAGCUGAAUUUUAUCUAUUCAGCCUGGAAAAAUAUAUUGCUCUUUCUGCUUUCUACCUA
Messenger RNA from Pogona vitticeps (central bearded dragon), 1472 nucleotides. Lineage: Eukaryota; Metazoa; Chordata; Lepidosauria; Squamata; Agamidae. The record is from RefSeq and is a predicted model, not a curated record.